AAUCGCUGCUUAAGAGACCCCGGAGUCGGGCGCUCGCUCGGAGCCAGGCCGCGUCCGCCAUAGUGCCUGGCUUGGAGGUGUCGCCUGUGCCUGGUGAGGGCCCGAGAGCGCGGGGGGGCAGAACAAAAAGGGAGCCGGCGAAGCCCUUGCCGUCGCCCGGCGCCUUCCGGGCGUAUUCUCGCGAUUCUGGGCCGAAAGGCGACGGGAGCGAGAGGCGAGAGAAGCGCGGAGCCCACGGCGAGAGGAAGCGUCGGGGAGCCUCAGCGGCGUCGCCAGGGUCCGCCAAGCCCCCCGGCCGCUGGCUGGGGCCCGGGGUGGUGAGGAAGUGCUUCGAGGCCUAGUUGAGGCCUAGCCCCGGCUUUGUGUCUGAGGCGGCGGCGGCGGCGGCGGCGGCGGGGGGGAGGCGGAGCCGGAGCCGGGGGCGGCCUGCGGGAAGGCCUCUCCUCCGCCGACCGCGCGUUUUCGGCCUAGGCCGCGGGGCCGCGCGGGCCUCCGGGGAGCAGGCGACAGGGGUUUGUGUGCGGUGGGGGCCUGGGCCUGGGGAAGCCGCCGCCCGUCGUCCGGAAGCCAGGAGGAGGCGAGAGGCCGCUCGUGGACUCCGGGCCUGACCCUCUCCCCUCAACCUCCUCCCGGGGCCUGGGUCACCCCGAUCCACGGAAAGAGAGACCAGCUGGGAGGUGCGGCCGCGCUAUGGACCCCUGACCCCGCGGGGUCAUUUGGACUCUAACGUGUGGACUGACCGCUCACUGACUGCACCGCCUGCCCCCCGUCUCCGGCCGGCCUUUAGCAUGAGCGAGGGGGACCCAGCCGGGUGACAUUGUGCCCGUUGGCGGAUUCUCGAUUUCCCCUUCCCCGGUCCUCGUCCACCUUCUCCCACAUGAAGUGAUUCUGAGUCUCGGGGGGGGUCUGGAUUAUUGUUUUUACGAACCCCUGCUUGUAGUUGGGGUGGGUAUUUAAUCUGAGGCCUUAGGGUCCUUCGGUGUCUUUGAGUGUUUUGUGUGUGUACAUAUUUGCUCUUAAGUUUAUAAAUAUACAUAUAUUGAGAGUGUCCACGUCUCCUCGCUGAACCUUAGGAAUCCUUUGGCACCAUGUCCUGUGUGCAUUAUAAGUUUUCCUCUAAACUCAACUAUGAUACCGUCACCUUUGAUGGGCUCCACAUCUCCCUCUGCGACUUAAAGAAGCAGAUUAUGGGGAGAGAGAAGCUGAAAGCUGCCGACUGCGACCUGCAGAUCACCAACGCGCAGACGAAAGAAGAAUAUACUGAUGAUAAUGCUCUCAUUCCUAAGAAUUCAUCUGUAAUUGUUAGAAGAAUUCCUAUUGGAGGUGUCAAAUCUACAAGCAAGACAUAUGUUAUAAGUCGAACUGAACCAGUGAUGGGAACUUCAAAAGCAAUUGAUGACUCUUCUGCGUCUAUUUCUCUGGCCCAGCUUACAAAGACUGCCAAUCUGGCUGAAGCCAAUGCUUCUGAAGAAGAUAAAAUUAAAGCAAUGAUGUCGCAAUCUGGCCAUGAAUACGACCCAAUCAAUUACAUGAAGAAACCUCUAGGUCCACCGCCUCCAUCUUAUACCUGUUUUCGUUGUGGUAAACCUGGCCAUUAUAUUAAGAAUUGCCCAACAAAUGGGGAUAAGAAUUUUGAAUCUGGUCCUAGAAUUAAAAAGAGCACUGGAAUUCCCAGAAGUUUUAUGAUGGAAGUGAAAGAUCCUAACAUGAAAGGUGCAAUGCUUACCAACACUGGAAAAUACGCAAUACCAACUAUAGAUGCAGAAGCAUAUGCAAUUGGGAAGAAAGAAAAACCACCUUUCUUACCAGAGGAACCAUCGUCGUCUUCAGAAGAAGAUGAUCCUAUCCCAGAUGAAUUGUUGUGUCUCAUCUGCAAAGAUAUUAUGACUGAUGCCGUUGUCAUUCCCUGCUGUGGAAACAGUUAUUGUGAUGAAUGUAUAAGAACAGCACUCUUGGAAUCAGAUGAACAUACAUGUCCAACAUGUCAUCAAAAUGAUGUCUCUCCUGAUGCUUUAAUCGCCAAUAAAUUCUUACGACAGGCUGUUAAUAAUUUCAAAAAUGAAACUGGUUACACGAAAAGACUACGAAAACAGUUACCCCCACCACCACCCCCAAUACCACCUCCAAGACCACUCAUUCAGCGGAACCUACAACCUCUGAUGAGAUCUCCAAUAUCAAGACAACAGGAUCCUCUGAUGAUUCCAGUGACAUCUUCCUCAACUCACCCAGCUCCUCCUUUAUCUUCAUUAACUUCUACUCAGUCUGCCUUGGCCCCUCCUGGGCCUGGAAAUCCAUCUUCUACCCCAGCUCCUGUACCUGAUAUAACUGCAACAGUCUCCAUAUCAGUCCACUCCGAAAAAUCAGAUGGACCUUUCCGGGAUUCUGAUAAUAAAUUAUUGCCAGCUGCAGCCCUUGCAUCAGAACAUUCAAAGGGAACCUCUUCAAUUGCAAUUACUGCUCUUAUGGAAGAGAAGGGUUACCAGGUGCCUGUACUUGGAACCCCUUCUUUGCUUGGGCAGUCAUUAUUGCAUGGACAAUUGAUCCCUACAACUGGUCCAGUAAGAAUAAAUACGGCUCGUCCAGGUGGUGGUCGACCAGGUUGGGAACAUUCCAACAAGCUUGGAUAUCUUGUUUCUCCACCACAGCAAAUUAGAAGAGGAGAGAGGAGCUGCUACAGAAGUAUAAACCGUGGACGGCACCACAGCGAAAGAUCACAGAGAACUCAAGGCCCAUCACUACCAGCAACUCCAGUUUUUGUACCUGUCCCACCCCCUCCUUUGUAUCCGCCUCCUCCCCAUACACUUCCUCUCCCUCCAGGUGUUCCUCCACCACAGUUUUCUCCCCAGUUUCCUCCUGGCCAGCCACCACCUGCUGGGUAUAGUGUCCCUCCUCCAGGGUUUCCUCCAGCUCCGGCCAAUUUAUCAACAUCUUGGGUAUCAUCAGGAGUGCAGACAGCUCAUUCAAAUACCAUCCCAACAACACAAGCACCACCUUUGUCCAGGGAAGAAUUCUAUAGAGAGCAACGGCGACUAAAAGAAGAGUCUAAAUCUCCCUAUAGUGGUUCAUCAUAUUCAAGAAGUUCAUAUACCUAUUCUAAAUCAAGAUCUGGUUCAACACGCUCACGUUCUUACUCUCGAUCAUUUAGCCGCUCACACUCCCGCUCCUAUUCACGAUCACCUCCGUACCCCAGAAGAGGCAGAGGCAAGAGUCGAAAUUACCGUUCACGGUCUAGAUCUCAUGGAUAUCAUCGAUCUAGGUCAAGGUCACCCCCAUAUAGACGAUAUCAUUCACGGUCAAGAUCUCCUCAAGCAUUUAGGGGGCAGUCUCCCAGUAAACGUACUGUACCUCAAGGGGAAACAGAACGUGAAUAUUUCAAUAGAUACAGAGAAGUUCCACCACCUUAUGACAUGAAAGCUUAUUAUGGGAGGAGUGUUGACUUUAGAGACCCAUUUGAAAAAGAGCGUUACCGAGAAUGGGAGAGAAAAUACAGAGAGUGGUAUGAAAAAUAUUACAAAGGUCUUGCUGCUGGAGCACAGCCUAGACCAUCAGCAAAUAGAGAGAACUUUUCUCCAGAGAGAUUUUUACCACUUAAUAUCAGGAAUUCUCCCUUCACAAGAGGCCGCAGAGAAGAUUAUUCUGGUGGACAAAGUCAUAGAAGUCGAAACAUAGGCAGCAGCUAUCCAGAAAAGCUUUCAACAAGAGACAGUCACAAUCAGAAGGAUAACACAAAGUCAAAAGAGAAGGAGAGUGAAAAUGCUCCAGGAGAUGGUAAAGGAAAUAAACAUAAGAAACAUAGAAAAAGAAGAAAAGGGGAAGAAAGUGAAGGCUUUCUGAACCCAGAGUUAUUAGAAACUUCUAGGAAAUCCAGAGAACCUACAAGUGGUGAAGAAAAUAAAACAGACUCAUUGUUUGUUCUCCCAAGUAGAGAUGAUGCUACACCUGUUAGAGAUGAACCGAUGGAUGCAGAAUCCAUCACUUUUAAAUCAGUGUCUGAAAAAGACAAGAGAGAAAAAGAUAAACCAAAAGCAAAAGGUGACAAGACCAAACGGAAAAAUGAUGGAUCUGCUGUAUCCAAAAAAGAAAAUGUUGUAAAACCUGCUAAAGGUCCCCCAGAAAAACUAGAUGGAGAGCGUGAAAAAUCUCCUCGAUCUGAACCUCCGCUUAAAAAAGCCAAAGAGGAGACUCCAAAGACUGACAACGCUAAAUCAUCAUCUUCCUCUCAAAAAGACGAAAAGGUCAUUGGUACCCCCAGAAAAGCUCACUCAAAGUCAGCAAAAGAACACCAAGAGACAAAACCAGUCAAAGAGGAAAAAGUGAAGAAGGACUAUUCCAAAGACAUCAAAUCAGAAAAGCCAACUAGUAAGGAAGAAAAGGCCAAGAAGCCUAAUGAGAAAAGUAAGCCACUCGAUAGCAAAGGAGAAAAAAGAAAACGAAAAACUGAAGAAAAAGGUGUAGAUAAAGAUUUUGAGUCAUCUUCAAUGAAAAUCUCUAAACUAGAAGUAACUGAAAUGGUGAAACCAUCACCAAAGCGCAAAAUGGAACCUGAUAUUGAAAAGAUGGAUAGGACCCCUGAGAAAGACAAAAUUUCGUCAUCAACUGCCCCAGCCAAAAAAAUCAAGCUCAACAGAGAAACUGGUAAAAAAAUUGGAAGUACAGAAAAUAUAUCUAAUACAAAAGAACCCUCUGAAAAAUUGGAGUCAACAUCUAGCAAAGUGAAACAAGAAAAAGUCAAAGGAAAGGUCAGACGAAAAGUAACUGGAACUGAAGGAUCCAGCUCAACUCUUGUGGAUUAUACCAGUACGAGCUCUACUGGAGGCAGUCCUGUGCGGAAAUCUGAGGAAAAAACAGAUACAAAGCGAACUGUCAUUAAAACUAUGGAAGAAUAUAAUAAUGACAAUACAGCUCCUGCUGAAGAUGUUAUCAUUAUGAUUCAGGUUCCUCAAUCCAAAUGGGAUAAAGAUGACUUUGAAUCUGAAGAAGAAGAUGUUAAAUCCACACAACCUAUAGCAAGUGUAGGAAAACCCACCAGUGUUAUAAAAAAUGUUAGCACUAAACCGUCAAAUACUGUCAAGUAUACUGAAAAAGAAAGUGAGCCGUCAGAGAAAAUUCAGAAACUCACCAAGGAAGUGAGUCAUGAAAUUAUACAGCAUGAGGUCAAAAGUUCAAAAAACUCUGCAUCUAGUGAAAAAGGGAAAACCAAAGAUCGAGAUCAUUCAGUGUUGGAAAAGGAAAACCCUGAAAAGAGGAAGAACAGCACUCAGCCAGAGAAAGAUACUAAUUUGGACCGUCUGAAUGAACAAGGAAAUUUUAAAAGUCUGUCUCAAUCUUCCAAAGAGACCAGAACUUCAGAUAAGCAUGAGUCCACUCGAGGUUCCUCAAAUAAAGACUUCACUCCCAAUAGAGACAAAAAAACCGACUAUGACAACAGAGAGUAUUCAAGUUCCAAACGUAGAGAUGAAAGGAAUGAAUUAACAAGAAGAAAAGACUCUCCUCCUCGGAGUAAAGAUUCUACAUCUGGACAGAAAAGUAAGCCAAGGGAGGAGAGAGAUUUGCCUAAAAAAGGAGCAGGAGAUUCCAAAAAAAGUAAUUCUAGUCCUUCAAGAGACAAAAAACCACCGCAUGAUCACAAAGCUACUUAUGAUACUAAACGCUCAAGUGAAGAGACAAAACCUGUAGAUAAAAAUCCUUGUAAGGAUCGUGAGAAACAUAUAUUAGAAGCAAGGAACAAUAAAGAGUCAAGUGGCAAUAAAUUACUUUAUAUACUUAACCCACCAGAUCCACAGAUUGAAAAAGAGCAAGUUGCUGGACAAAUUGACAAGAAUGCUGUCAAGCCUAAACCCCAGUUAAGUCACUCCUCUCGACUUUCUUCUGAUUUGACUAGAGAAACUGAUGAAGCUGCUUUUGAACCAGACUAUAAUGAAAGUGACAGUGAAAGCAAUGUAUCUGUAAAAGAGGAAGAAACUUCAGGAAAAAUUUCUAAGGAACUGAAAGAUAAAGUAAUGGAAAAACCAAAAGAGAGCCUGGAUACUGCAGCAGUCAGUCAAAUAGGCGUGAACAGGAGCCAGAGUCAAAGUAGUCCCAGUGUUAGCCCAAGUAGAAGUCAUAGCCCUUCUGGAAGCCAAACCCGAAGCCACAGUAGCAGUGCCAGCUCUGCAGAAAGUCAGGACAGCAAGAAGAAGAAGAAGAAGAAGGAAAAGAAAAAACACAAGAAACAUAAAAAACAUAAGAAGCAUAAGAAGCAUGCAGGCACUGAAGCAGAAUUGGAAAAAAGCCAAAAACACAAACACAAGAAAAAGAAGUCAAAGAAGAGCAAAGAUAAAGAAAAAGAGAAGGAGAAAGAUGACCAAAAAGUGAAAUCUGUCACCGUGUAGAAGGACAGAUUUUAAAAAAUUGACUUAAUUACUAAGUCAUCUGUAUUAAAUUUUGUUAUAAUGUAAAGAGAUUGAAGCCUUGUAAAUAGUGAUAUGGGAGACCCUGUGCUGCACUUAAAAUAUUGCUGCUUGAUUAUUUGAUUUUUACAUCAGAGCUUUAUAACACGAACUUUUGUACAGAAUUGUGAGUUGUGACCAUGUAACAUGAGAGGUUUUGCUAGGGCCUAUUAUUUUUAACCACCAUUAAUUAGUUGGGGUGGAGUUUACUGUACUGUGAAAUUUUCACAUUUGAAUUUUUUUAAUUGCCUGGCAAAAGCUGAUAUCAGUUCUAAAAUAUCAGCAGAAUGAUUUGCUGAAUUCAUUACAACCCCGUUAUGUCACUUUUUGAUUACAAUAAAAGUUUUCAGUAAACUUUCAAA
Molecule: messenger RNA, 6790 nt
Organism: Equus quagga
Lineage: Eukaryota; Metazoa; Chordata; Mammalia; Perissodactyla; Equidae
Gene: RBBP6
Product: RB binding protein 6, ubiquitin ligase
Exons: 17
Coding region: 1089-6371 (1760 amino acids)
Biological process (GO): mRNA processing; protein ubiquitination; ubiquitin-dependent protein catabolic process
Cellular component (GO): nucleus
Molecular function (GO): nucleic acid binding; ubiquitin protein ligase activity; zinc ion binding
Source: RefSeq, a predicted model, not a curated record